UUCCUCACACAAAACAUCACCAUCACUACCACCUUUGCUUCCACUUUACACAAAACCAAACCCCCCCUCUCUUCUCUUACACCUCACAAAACACUUUUCAAUUCGCAGGGGAUCGGCAUCGUAAUUAAAACUUCCAAACGCAACACCACCGAUGCCGAACCCCGAACCAAAUCCUCACCGGUCCAAAAACAAACCCUCCACGUCAUCAUCUAGACCACCACCGGUUCGACCCCCGGUUCGUUCUCGAGUUCCGUUGAAACAGUUACUCCGUGUAGCAUCCGUAGCAAGCGGUAUUCAAUUCGGUUGGGCUUUACAGCUUUCACUAUUAACACCCUACGUUCAGCAAUUAGGAAUCCCUCAUCAAUGGGCCAGUAUUAUCUGGCUUUGCGGCCCAGUUUCCGGCCUGUUUGUUCAGCCUUUAGUCGGUCUUUUAAGUGACCGUUGCCAAAGCCGAUUCGGUCGACGGAGACCGUUUAUAUUAGUCGGCGCUGCUUCGAUUGUCGUCGCCGUUGUUAUAAUCGGUUACGCCGCUGAUAUUGGUGGUUUACUUGGUGAUGAUAUUACAGGGAGUUAUCGUCCGUUUGCUAUAAUUGUUUUUGUCAUAGGGUUUUGGAUUCUUGAUGUUGCUAAUAAUGUUACUCAAGGUCCUUGUAGAGCUUUACUCGCUGAUCUCACUUGCAAUGAUGCUCGGAGGACACGUGUUGCAAAUGCUUACUUCUCCCUGUUUAUGGCCAUUGGUAACAUUCUUGGCUAUGCAACUGGGGCAUACAGUGGUUGGUACAAGAUUUUUACUUUCACACUUACCCCUGCAUGCUCUAUUAGUUGUGCAAAUCUCAAGUCUGCUUUCUUUCUCGACGUUGCUUUCAUUGCGGUCACAACAUAUCUCAGCCUUGUGUCUGCUCAUGAAGUGCCUCUAAGUUCAAGUGGGGCAGUGCAUGCCGGAGAAGGGACAGGUAGUGCGGAAGAAGCUUUCAUGUGGGAAUUGUUUGGGACAUUUAAAUAUUUUUCAUUCCCUAUAUGGAUUGUACUGUCUGUAACUGCUCUGACAUGGAUUGGGUGGUUCCCGUUUAUUCUCUUUGAUACUGAUUGGAUGGGUCGAGAAAUUUAUGGUGGUGAUCCAAAUGGAGGCCUUAUUUAUGAUACUGGAGUUAGAAUGGGAGCACUUGGUUUGUUGCUUAAUUCAGUUGUUCUUGGAGUAACAUCAUUGCUUAUGGAAAGGCUAUGCAGGAAGCGGGGGGCUGGUUUUGUGUGGGGAAUCUCAAAUAUCUUGAUGACUAUUUGCUUUCUUGCAAUGUUAGUGUUAACCUAUGUGGCAAAUAGCAUUGGCUAUGUAGGUAAAGGUCUACCACCACCAACAGGCAUUGUGGUCGCAGCGAUAGCAAUCUUUACCAUUCUUGGCUUUCCACUGGCAAUAACUUACAGUGUUCCAUAUGCCUUGAUUUCAACGCAUAUCGAACCAUUGGGACUUGGCCAAGGGUUAUCAAUGGGUGUCCUGAAUCUGGCAAUAGUGGUUCCACAGAUUGUGGUGUCCUUGGGAAGUGGACCGUGGGAUCAGAUUUUUGGUGGAGGAAAUUCUCCAGCCUUUGCCGUGGCAGCUGUUGCAGCCCUUAUGAGUGGGCUCUUAGCUUUAUUAGCUAUUCCACGAACUGGGACCCAAAAGCCUCGAAGCCGUGUAUGAGGUAUCAUAUGCUGUUUUCUUUUGGCACUUAUUUCUUUCGAAGAUGGAUGGUGAACAUGAACAGGUAGCAAGAAUUUGUAAAUAGUUAUUGUUUUUGUAGCCUUUUUCUUGAGUCUUCCUCUCCUCAAGAUUCCAACCUCCCACCCAAUUUAUAAUGAAUAAAUGAAACAUUGGCUGUGUUUUUAUCUUGUUGGUCAUUAUUAAAACCAAUGACCUGAUUUUUGAGUGUUACUAUUUUCUGAAGAAGGUUUCAGGAACAAAUUUUGUUGAGAUCCCAAUGAGUUGAGUUGUCUAUUUUUUUAAAAAUAUUGAGGUUGGUUGGCUAUGUAAAACUAUGAGGGACAUUUACUGGUUGUAAGGAAAGGGGAAUAAUACUCUUGAUGUCUAAUUAACAAUGUAAAACAAGAAUUUCAUAUAUAACUGCUAUUCCCAAAUAUCUUGGAAUUUCGUGUUAUCAAAAAAGUUGUCACCAAAUACUGAUUGUCAUUAUGCGCAAUUAAUGGAGACCUUCGUCAUUGUAAACCAUUCUUGCCUGUGUCAGAUGUUUCUAUUAAGGCUAGAUGUCGCGGGAAUGUAUGUUGUGGAGCAUCUUCCAUAUGUUCCAAAUGGCAACAUCUUUUCCCACCAAGAUGAGUUACUGCUGAAUUGUUAUUUAUUUAUUUCGACGCAAUGCUGAUUGUGCAUUAGUGUUCCAAUCACGGUGGUUUGGAAUCUCAUUCAUUUGUGUGAUGUGCUUGUAUUUGUGGGAUGAAUUGUAUAGUGGCACAACAGUGGCUGUGAUUUUAGCUGAUGUAAACGUUGAUUGUGACUUUGUUCUACUGCUUCAUUCUCCUUAUUUUGUACAAGUAUUUUCCUUGUGUUAAUAAAAUCAAAUCUUGAACGAUAGGUUUGGUA
Molecule: messenger RNA, 2572 nt
Organism: Cicer arietinum (chickpea)
Lineage: Eukaryota; Viridiplantae; Streptophyta; Magnoliopsida; Fabales; Fabaceae
Product: sucrose transport protein SUC4
Biological process (GO): sucrose transport
Cellular component (GO): vacuole; plasma membrane
Molecular function (GO): sucrose:proton symporter activity
Source: RefSeq, a predicted model, not a curated record